Neospora caninum is the source of this 1266-nucleotide messenger RNA. Its product is annotated as formate/nitrite transporter family protein,related. The record is from RefSeq and is a predicted model, not a curated record. Lineage: Eukaryota; Apicomplexa; Conoidasida; Eucoccidiorida; Sarcocystidae. Gene Ontology annotation, biological process: transmembrane transport; nitrite transport. The transcript has a single exon. Gene Ontology annotation, molecular function: high-affinity secondary active nitrite transmembrane transporter activity. Gene Ontology annotation, cellular component: membrane. The coding region runs from base 1 to 1266 and encodes 421 amino acids.
AUGGUGGUCACGGCGUCUCCCGACACGUAUCUGCACGUCAUCGACUAUGGAUUGAAGAAAGUCCGUUUGCGGUUCGACCGCCUCCUCCUGCAGGCCUUCAUGGCAGGUGUGUACGUCGGCAUGGCAGGCAAUGCGUGCAUUUCCUUGGCGGGCGGCUUUUCCACGGACCCUCAGGACCCGAAGGCGAUAACCCCGGGCGUGCAGAAGUUUAUCUACGCAUCCAUUUUCCCCGUGGCUUUCAUUGCGAUUAUCAUGACUGGGGCUGAACUGUUCACUGGCAACACCAUGACGAUGUUGAUUUGCUGGUUCGAGAGACGCAUCACAAUCUGGCAACUCCUGCAAAACUGGGCAGGAAGUUUCCUCGGCAACUGGGCGGGCACUCUCUUCUCGGCGUACUUUUUAACGUAUCUCUGCUGUCACUUUGACCAUGACCCGUACUUUAGCUACAUGGACCAAACGGCUGCCGCCAAAGUGAGCCACGGCUGGGGAAGUUGUUUCCUUCGCGGCAUCGGCUGCAACACUUGGGUCUGCCUCGCGGUGUGGUUUGUCGUCGCGUGCGACGACGCUGCCGGGAAGAUUCUGGCUCUUUGGUUCCCCAUCGUCGCCUUUGUGCUUUCCUCGUACGAGCAUAUAAUCGCGAACCUUUACACGCUGCAGCUGUGCGCUAUGUUGGGAGUCAGCACGUCUCUCGGAGACAUGAUCGCCUUCAACCUCCUUCCCACUUUCCUCGGAAACCUCGUCGGCGGAUGUGGACUGAUUGGAAUGGUCUACUUUUACAACUUCUACCCGAUCGUUGGCCACGUGGACGAUGCCAUAGAGGGCAGCAUCUGCGAAAGCAGCGUCAAAGAGGACAGCGUCUCCUUGGUGGGCGUGCCGCGCGGAGCCUCGGUAAACAGCCUGGCCGUCUCGGCUAUCCCGUCUGUGUUCUCAGCUCCGCGCGGGCAGCGAGAAAGUUUCGCUGGAGAGAACAGCACGCUCGUGAUGGGCGACCUCAAGCGCCAGCGCAGCGUCGCCUCCACGCGGAGAGCCGUGACAGGCGCCUCUACCGAGUCGAAAAAGGACUUGCAGCUAACGGUUCGCCCCGACGACGCUGAAAUGCAGAGCACUAUGGAAGACAUGUUUGGCCUGGAGGCCCCGAGGAACGCGACCGGCGCCGCAGCCGGCAACGGCACUGGAGUCCCAGGGGUCGGCGCUGCAUCCAAAUCACCAGACCCGUCAGCCACUGGAGCGACAGUCGCCGCAGCCUCGCCCACGGCGACAAGCUGA